This is a messenger RNA of Heterotrigona itama, 2319 nucleotides long. The record is from the annotation of a GenBank genome assembly. Lineage: Eukaryota; Metazoa; Arthropoda; Insecta; Hymenoptera; Apidae.
AUGUGUAUUCCGUUCUGUGUUGUAAGAGGGCACUUGUGUUGUUUGACUAGACCGGAAGUGAAUAGAAGUUCUAAGGUUCAGAAAGGUUUAAGACUCUUUCCGGUCAAACCACGAUGGAAUAUUUCUCUGUCAGGUAUCUCUCGUGAUCAUUGGCAUAAGAGGCGAGCAACUGGUGGUAAAAGAAAACCAAUCCGUAAAAAAAGAAAAUUUGAAUUAGGGCGUCCAGCUGCAAACACAAAACUUGGAACUCAACGCAUUCAUACGGUACGUACAAGAGGUGGUAAUAAGAAGUACAGAGCUCUUCGCUUGGAUACAGGCAAUUUUUCAUGGGGCUCAGAAUGUACCACGAGGAAGACACGAAUUAUUGAUGUAGUGUAUAAUGCAUCAAACAAUGAGUUAGUGAGAACCAAAACUCUUGUAAAAAAUGCAAUUGUUACCAUUGAUGCAACGCCUUUCAGACAAUGGUAUGAAGGCCAUUAUGUUUUACCAUUGGGUCGCAAACGAGGUGCCAAAUUGACUGAAGCUGAAGAAGAAGUCUUGAAUAAAAAACGGUCAAAAAAAGCAGAAACUAAAUAUAAAGCAAGACAAAGAUUUGCCAAAGUUGAACCAGCUUUGGAAGAACAAUUUGCUACAGGACGAGUUCUUGCUUGUAUAUCUAGCAGACCUGGACAGUGCGGACGAGCAGAUGGUUAUAUGCUCGAAGGAAAAGAACUUGAAUUUUAUAUGAGAAAAAUUAAAAGCAAAAAAGCUAAAUAAAUAUGUAAGAUAAAAAAUAAAAUAAAAUGAUCUUGACAAAAAAAAAUUGAUUAUAACUUUACAAGUAACAAUAAAUAUCCAGUAUUUUAAAGUAUGUGGUUUGCAAAUAUUCCAAACAAUAAAAUAGUUGUAGUAAAUCAAUUGUAAAAUAAUUAUAAAUUUAACACAGUAUUUAAGUAAAUAUUUAAAUAUUUAACACAGAUAACGCAAACUUUUUACAAGCUAUUGUUAGUUAUAAAAAAAUUUUUGAUGUUUUUCUACAACAGUUCCAAAAUUAAUAUUUUAAUUUAAUGAUAAUUAAUAAUAACCUAGAUUCUUAUGUUGUAUAUUCCUAUGUGCUUAAAAUUGCUAUUUAUUUUGUUGAUUUUACGAGGCAAUAUUACAAAAUAUACAGUGGUGGAUUCGCAUUAAAUGAAAAAUUACUCACAUUUAAAGUUCGUGAAAUAAAAUACAAUAGUCUAAUUGAUUUUAUUUUAAAACGAGAAGUCUCUACUACAUCAAUCUUGAAUUCUUUUUUCCCAAGAUGUUUCUAAUCGUAUAGCAAAUGGAGAAACAAAGAUAUUUUCGUUGUCCAAAACUAUAAAAAUUUAAACACUUCUAGAAUCACUGAAGAAUUUUUUUUCUAACUAAACUAGAUCUACUAUAAUUUCGAAGAUCGACGUUCCUUCACAUCAAUCCCUUGAAACUUAUUAUACAAUUUCGACAUUUUAUUGAAUCUUGAACGUUGGAGUUAAAUGAAAUUCAAGAAAUUCUAAUAUUCUGCCAUUUAAUCAUAAUGUUCAAAGUUCAAUAAAACAGUGAGAAAAAGUUUUAAAAGAUCGUUGAAAAAAAAGACUUCAAUCUUCAAGAUUACUGUAGAUUCAGUUGUAAAAAAAGUUUGUUUACAUUUUCAGGAGCAUCCGAGUUUUUACAAUUUUUGAAGACAAAAGUAUUCUUGCUUCCUCACAAGAUUGAAAAAUAUUUUUGAAAAAAGUAACGUAAGGCUGUCAAAGUGAACUUUAUAUUUGUAAUGAUACCAACUGGAUUAUUGUACGAUUUUUUAUAAACUUAUAACAGUUUAAAAUUUAGAUCAAAUAUGCGAAUACUUUCAUCCAUUUCUGUAUGGGAGAAAUACGCUUGAUUCUAAAUAUCAAAACAUAUAAUGAUGAGAAAAGUUCAUAAAAAUGUUGUUUGAAAUUUAUUUUUCAAGCUAUAAAUGAUAGUACUUAAUGGUAAUGUCAUAAUAUCUCAAAAUCAAUAUCUCUACCUUGCAUUUAAGGACUUAUUUACUAAGGACGUAUUUACUUGCACUUAAAUAUGAAUACAUAUAUGUAUAUGUAUACAUAGGUAUUUUCAUUUCAAUAUUGAAUAUUUUUAAUUCCAAUAUUUAAUCAAUAUAGAAUAAAGAAGAAAGAAAGAAAGUAUCGAAUAAGACAAAUACUGGUAUGACAAUUCAUAAUAUAGUAACAUCUUCUAGUAAGUUGCAUGUUAUAUACAGCCCAUUCAAAAACUUUAGUUUGUACAUGCGUAUGUUUAAAGAAAACUUAUUAUACUUAUUAAUUUAAAUAAAUAAUUAAAUAUUUU